AUGCCACCUCUAUCGAAGUUACGGGCCAGAGGAAGGCCAACGACUGACUACGAACGAUGGCUCAAUUUCAAUCCCGAGGAAGAUCCAUCCUCUCCUCCAAAAUACGGGCCAGAUAGAACGCACCGCUAUGUCGAUGAUUCGUCCGUCCGAUUUGCUCCAAACCGCCAGCUCAUGUUCAAUGACCAGCGCCAUAUGCCAUCCGGACAUACCCGUCAUCAUCGAAGAAUUGCACACUCGCAAGGACUAGUUCGAGGCAUCACGUUUUUCUGCGCCGUCUUGGUAGUCAUACUGGUCAUGCGGAUGUUCGUAGUCUCGCUCAUUCGCGCAUCCCGACGACGAAGAGACAUCGAGAGACAGAUACAAGAGGCAUCCCAGCGACAACAAGACCCGAGAGUCUACGAGGAUAACAAUGAAUUGAACGAACUGUGA
This is a messenger RNA of Aspergillus lentulus, 429 nucleotides long. The record is from RefSeq and is a predicted model, not a curated record. NCBI's taxonomy places the organism in Eukaryota, Fungi, Ascomycota, Eurotiomycetes, Eurotiales, Aspergillaceae.